CUUUAAAACAAUACCAAACUAUAAAAAUGGAGGCUUAUUACAAAAUGCCAGAGAUGACUUACAAGACAUACCUCAGGAACUGAGGAGUCUACGGUCAAGAUGAUUUUAACUCAUAUAAGGCUGAAGAAGUGACACUUCCAGAAACCCCCAACUCAGAGCUGUGCUGCUCUAACUUUAAACAGGGUCACAAAUGUAUUUUUGGAGGAAAAUGAAUAUUCUCUCAUAGCAUUGGAGAUAUUAGGGAGCCAUGACAACCAUCCGUUAGCAAUAUCAAGAAAGAUGUGAGGUUAUUCAAGAACCUCAGCUUCUGGGUUACCAAUAUCGUCCUCAGUUUCCUUCGUAACGAAGAGAUAUUAGCAUUAAGAAUUGUCAAUAAAGAAUCUAAGACUUGGUGUCAAAGGGCAUACUCUGCAAGAAAUGUAGAGUUGAGUAAGAUUAGCUUAAAAACAGCUCAAUUUUUUAAGAGAGCCAUGACACUUGAAAUCAAUCACGAAUCUAGUAAAUUCUUUAAGACUUACAAAGACUCUUUCUUUGAGGAUAUUUUGAACCAUUAUGCAAACCUUAAGACAGUCAAGAUUGAUUUAAACGAGGUGUUUGAUCAGACAAAGAAGAAUUUUAUCAUUGACAAAAUCACUUGUUUUCCACUAAAAAUCCAUAUUGAAGAGGUUAAAGCUAUCAGAAGUAUGAUCAAAUCUAGGGAUUUGGAAUCUCUCACAAGCACUAAUUUCUUAGAGAAUGUCUCUAAACUCAGUCUCUCUAUGAAUGGAAUUGCAGAUAUGGAUCUAGUGCCAAUAGUCAGUGCUAAAGUUCUGAGAAACCUAAGAGAACUUGAUCUUUCUAGCAACCAACUUACUGACGAAGGUGUGGAAUACCUAGUGUCUACAGAAAUAUUCGAAAAUUUGAGAAGUUUGAAUCUCUCCUUCAAUAAAAUUGAGAAUAAAGGUCUGAAAACACUAGCUAUCGCUACGUCAUUUCCUAACCUGGAAUGAUUAGAGCUUGCAAACACAAAGGUUAACAAGAAAGGAAUUUCAGAAUUUGCCAUUUCCAAAAAUUACUGUAACCUUAAAAAGCUUGUUCUUAGCAAUAAUAAGAUUAAAGAGGAAGGUGCGAAAGAGCUUAGCUCAGCUGGAAACAUGAGAGAGUUGAAAGAACUUAUCCUUAAGCAAUCUAAAUUAGGAGAUGAGGGAUGAACAAACCUGAUGAAAUCUCAUUCUCUGUUAAAAUAACAUCGGACUUCUUGAUUUAGGAGACAAUGGUAUUACAAAUUUUGGAGCAGAAAUCAUUGCUAAGAAUGCCCAUUUACAAAACUUAACCACGCUUUUGAUUCCGAGGAAUAAUAUCAAGGAUUCAGGUUUGAUGCAAAUAGCUUCUUCAAACUUCAUCAAGAAUAUCCUAGACUUGGACAUUAGUCAUAAUGGAAUCAGUCAUGAAGGUGUUCUUGCCAUUACCCAAUCAGAAGUUUUCUCUAAAAUUGAGAAGUUAGUGAUAUCAGAGAAUGAACUGGGAGAAGAGGGAGCGAAGUACCUCUCUCAAUCUCAGAACUUCUUCUACCUACAGCAUUUGGAUCUCAGAUACAAUAACAUUGGAACUGACGGUGGAGAGUAUUUUGUUGAUAGUGAAGCUUUCCCGAUGCUUAACAAGCUGUUUAUCUACCAUGGAAAUGAUAUCGAUGAGCACACAAAGAAAUCUAUACACAAGUCAAAGAAUUUAAGAAAUUUAAUAACUCUCCAGUAA
Messenger RNA from Moneuplotes crassus, 1734 nucleotides. The record is from the annotation of a GenBank genome assembly. Lineage: Eukaryota; Ciliophora; Spirotrichea; Euplotida; Euplotidae.